AUGGAGCUAAAGAAUCAUUCUUUUAUAAAUGAGUUCAUUUUGUUAGGACUCACCAAUUCUUGGGAGCUUGAGAUUUUCUUUUUUGUGAUAUUCUUCCUGGCCUAUACAUCAAUUUUGGCUGGAAACAGUCUCAUUAUACUGAUGGUGACAUUUGACUCUCGCUUGAAUUCCAGCCCCAUGUACUUUCUUCUUGCCAAUCUGUCCUUCCUUGACAUGACCCUUUCCACUGUUACUGUCCCCAAGAUGAUCACAGACUUCUUCAGGGAGAGAAAAACCAUCUCCUUGUGGGGUUGCAUGGCACAGAUAUUUUUGGUUCACCUCUUAGGGGGCAGUGAAAUGGUUCUUCUCAUAGUCAUGGCUAUUGACCGUUAUAUUGCAAUAUGUAAACCCCUCCACUAUACAACUAUCAUGAAUUGGCGAAUCUUGGUAGGCAGUGUGCUGCUUUCAUGGGUUGUUGGCUUUGUGCACACCAUGAGCCAAAUGGCCUUUGCUGUAACGCUGCCUUUUUGUGGUCCUAAUGUGAUUGAUGAUGUUUUUUGUGACCUUCCCCUGGUGAUAAACCUUGCCUGUACUGACACAUAUGUCCUAGACCUUCUUGUGAUUGCUGACAGUGGGUUGCUCUCACUGAUUUCUUUUGUCCUUUUGUUGAUCUCUUAUAUUAUUAUCUUGGUCACUGUCCAACGUCGUUCCUCAAGUGGUCUCUCUAAGGCUCUGUCCACACUGUCUGCUCACAUCACAGUGGUUUUUCUCUUUUUUGGGCCAAGUAUUUUAAUUUAUGCUUGGCCAGUUAGUAGCUAUGCAUUGGACAAAUUUCUCUCAGUAUUUUUCUCUGCUGUCACGCCCCUUUUAAAUCCGAUUAUCUACAGCCUGAGGAAUCAAGAGAUGAAGACAGCCAUGAUGAGACUGAGGAGCCGGCACAUCAGUUCUAGGCCUACCCUCUAG
Molecule: messenger RNA, 942 nt
Organism: Monodelphis domestica (gray short-tailed opossum)
Lineage: Eukaryota; Metazoa; Chordata; Mammalia; Didelphimorphia; Didelphidae
Product: olfactory receptor 4K13-like
Biological process (GO): G protein-coupled receptor signaling pathway
Cellular component (GO): membrane
Molecular function (GO): olfactory receptor activity; G protein-coupled receptor activity
Source: RefSeq, a predicted model, not a curated record